Solanum lycopersicum (tomato) is the source of this 2484-nucleotide messenger RNA. Its product is annotated as cytochrome P450 78A5-like. The record is from RefSeq and is a predicted model, not a curated record. NCBI's taxonomy places the organism in Eukaryota, Viridiplantae, Streptophyta, Magnoliopsida, Solanales, Solanaceae. Gene Ontology annotation, molecular function: heme binding; oxidoreductase activity, acting on paired donors, with incorporation or reduction of molecular oxygen; iron ion binding.
AGAAAAUAAAUAAAUGGUGAAGUAACAAGUGAUACAUGCUGUAAAAACCUCAACUAUCAAUCUUUAGGUUGAAGAUUCGAGUCUAACUAGAGGGCAAGUGAGAACUCAUAACAUAAACACUAUAUUUAUUCUGUUAUGAUAUUUGAUGUUGUUAUUCUCUUCUUAUUGCUAUUUAGCGUGAAUAUUAUUCUGAGUGAGAAUUUUAUUAUUUUUUUUUGUUUUAAUAUUUGGUGCUUUUUUUUUAUUGCUUUUCCAUCAGGUGUUUGGAGCCCACUUUGAAGCUUUGAUUAAAUUUGGAUAGCGGUCUGCAGGGCUUAUUCGGAGGUGGCGCUCCCAACGUGUUUUUCUCCAUACCCAAAGCUCGAACCUAAGACCUCGAAUUAAGAGUGAAACAGUCCAUAUCGAGGUGCCAUUGUUACUAUCUUUAUCAUUGCUAUCUGGUAUGAGAUUAUCAUUUUUCCAAUAGGGGGAGGAGGGGCAAGGAACUAUGUGACCUAUACAAAGUGAUACCACCCACAAAAUCUCUGUGAGUGUCAAUUCUAUUCUUUUGUAAGUAUCAAUGAUUAAUUAAUUAUCAUUUGUUAUCAUUGUCGAAAGAAAACGGUUCCUUAACCAGGGUUAAGCAAAAGAAACCAAAUAAUUAACCAAACUAAAUUAUUACUUUCCACUUACCCUAUAUAUACUAAUCAUUCCACAUGCAAUCCUCUCACGACAAACAAGAUUCCAUUUCCAGUAUUUUAGUUAUUUUAGUUGUACACCUUUUACAUUUUUAAGUCCCAAAAUUAAUUAAACAUGAAGCUCUUCAUGCUAGCCCUCUUCAUCUUAGUUAUUUCUUACUAUGCUUAUCCAUGGCCUUUCACUCUUGCAACUCUCCUCUUCUCCCUCCUACUUAAUUUCCUCUUGAACUAUUGGCUAGUGCCCGGAGGGUUUGCAUGGAGAAACUAUACUUACUAUCAUCGAAACCCUAAUAAACUUCAUGGUCCUUUUUCUUGGCCCUUUUUGGGAUUUCUACCUCAAAUGGGGUCGUGUGCUCACCGGAAACUAGCCAAGAUUGCUUCAUCAUUAGGCUCAACUCGAUUAAUGACUAUAAGCCUUGGUGCUACUCAAGUUAUCAUUAGUAGCCACCCUGACACUGCAAAGGAAAUUCUAUGGAGUGCUUCAUUUUCUAGCCGUCCCUUGAAGGAAUCAACCAAACUUCUCAUGUUUGAAAGAGCCAUUGGUUUUGCUCCCUAUGGGAGUUAUUGGCGAAACCUAAGAAGAAUUGCAACGAAUCACAUGUUUUCUCCUAGGAGAAUUUCAUGUUUUGAGAGUCUUCGACAACUUAUAGCUGAUAAAAUGAUAGGAGAAGUUGUCAAGGAGAUGAAUGAGAGUGGUUUUAUUGAGAUUAGAGGGUUGUUGAGACAAGGGUCUUUGAGUAAUAUCCUUGAAAGUGUAUUUGGGAGUAGUUUAGGGUUAGAAGGUGAGAGGUUAGGGUUAAUGGUAAAGGAAGGAUAUGAAUUGAUUGGAGAAUUUAAUUGGUCAGAUUAUUUUCCUCUAGACUUUUGGGGUACUAAGAGAAGGUGUUAUAAGUUGGGAGCUCAAGUGAAUGAAGUAGUUGGUGAAAUAAUGAAAAAAAGGAGAAGAGAGGGAGAAUUAGUAAAUAUGAAAAAUGACUUUCUUAGUGUUUUGCUAUCUUUGGCAAAAGAAGAUCAACUUAAAGAUGAAGAUAUGGUGGCUAUUUUGUGGGAAAUGGUAUUUAGAGGAACAGAUACAAUUGCCAUUCUUGUAGAGUGGAUUUUGGCAAGAACGAUUUUACAUCAAGAUGUUCAAGAAAAAGCACAAGAAGAAAUUGACACAUGUGUGGGUCAAAACAGAAAUGUACAAGACUCAGACAUACAAAAUCUUCCUUAUUUGCAAGCUAUAGUAAAAGAAGUUCUUAGAUUACAUCCACCAGGCCCACUUCUCUCUUGGGCUCGUUUAGCUAUGCAUGAUACUUAUAUUGACAAGUGUUUCAUUCCAGCUGGAACAACUGCAAUGGUCAAUAUGUGGGCUAUUACACAUGACCCAACUAUUUGGGAAGAUUCAUGGGCGUUCAAGCCCGAAAGAUUUAUUAAUAAAGAAGACUUUUCAAUCAUGGGAUCGGAUCUUAGGCUUGCUCCGUUUGGAUCUGGACGUCGGGUUUGUCCAGGAAGGGUACUAGGGUUAGCCACAGUGCACCUAUGGCUAGCUCGACUUCUUCAACGAUUCAAAUGGCUUCCAAAUAAACCUGUUGAUCUUUCAGAAUGUUUGAAGCUCUCUCUUGAGAUGAAGAAACCUUUAGCUUGUCGUGCACUUAAUCGAAGUAGCAUUUAAGUAAUUCUAAUCUAAAUAUUGGUGUUAUCACUUAAAAAUCAUAUGGAUGAAAAACAAAGUCUAUAGCAGCUUGAAAUGUGGUUAACAUGUAAAUGAGUUGAUAUGGCCUUUGGCAAAUUAAAAUAUGAUCAUGAUAUUUUACCUUUCUCUAAA